AUGCACUUUUUAAAUAAUCAUAGAAAGCGUAACAUUACCAAUAAUAAUUUAGUACCUGGAAUCUUACAAUGGACAAGAUUUGAAAGCAGGGGAAUUCCAAUUAAUUUAUUUACUAUUUAUUUAAGUGGCAGAUCAGAUGAUUAUGAAAAUGAUCAAGAAGCCAUUAACAGUUUUAUCAAUGCUGUUUUAACAUGUAAAGAUGAACAUAUUAUUUUAAGUGGGGAUCUUAAUAUUGAUACUCAAAACCCCACUACUACAAGAGAAAAGGAUUGGAUUUGGAUUCUUGAAAUGUUAAAAUUGACAGAAUUCAAAACACCAAAUUAUACAUGGAUUAGACGAAGUCAGGGAACUUUAAAUAGAUCUAGACCUGACCAUAUCUUUGUCUCAAAGAAUAUUAGAGUGGUAAAGGAAGUAAUUAUGACACCUUUGACCACUAAUGAUCAUGUCCCUUUUUAUUUAGAUUUAGAAUCUAAUCUUACUUGGAGAACUUACUUUAGUAAGAAUAAGAGGAAAAGAAUGUACGAAGCAAUUAAUAAGUGUAAAAUUGACAAUUUUCAAGAGCUGAAUCAAGCAAUUGAGGCUCAAAUAAUUAAAUAUGGAUCCAAAGUAGAUAGAUUAGGAGUUGGAAGAAUUUCUACAGCAUUUAAAGAAGAAAUUCAAGAUUUAGAGGAUGAAAUAUUAUCUAAAAUUAAUAACCCUAAUAUUCCUCAAUCAGAAAUACAAGAACUACAAACACUCCUAAAAGAAACACAUAUUAAUAAUGCAAAAGAAAUUAAGGAAAAACUUAUAACUCUUCAUCGAGAAUGUAUCAAUUUGAUAAAAUGA
Naegleria gruberi is the source of this 825-nucleotide messenger RNA. RefSeq lists its product as uncharacterized. NCBI's taxonomy places the organism in Eukaryota, Heterolobosea, Eutetramitea, Acrasida, Naegleriidae. The transcript has a single exon. The coding region runs from base 1 to 825 and encodes 274 amino acids. The record is from RefSeq and is a predicted model, not a curated record.